Messenger RNA from Pan troglodytes (chimpanzee), 2350 nucleotides. RefSeq lists its product as uncharacterized. The transcript has 6 exons. Lineage: Eukaryota; Metazoa; Chordata; Mammalia; Primates; Hominidae. The record is from RefSeq and is a predicted model, not a curated record. Bases 1 to 690 code for a protein of 229 amino acids.
AUGCUGUACACGACAUCACUAAUGAGGACAGUGUACAAGCCAUCGCUAAUGAGGACACUGUAUAUGACAUCGCUAACGAGGACACUGUACAAGGCAUUGCUAACGAGGACACUGUACACAACAUCGCUAAUGAGGACACCAUAUAAGACAUCACCAAUGAGGAUGCUGUAUAUGACAUCGCUAAUGACACCCACAAGGCAUGCUAACGAGGACGCUGUAGACGACAUUGCUUAUAAGGACACCGUACAAGACAUCGCUAACCAGGACGCUGUAUACGACAUCGCUAAUGAGGACGUUGUAUAUGACAUCGCUAAUGAGGAUGCUUUACAAGACAUAGAUAAUGAGGUUGCUGUAUAUGACAUCGCUAAUGAGGACAUUGUAUAUGACAUCGCUAAUGAGGACGCUCUAUACGACAUCACUAAUGAGGACACUGUAUACAACAUCACUAAUGAGGACGCUGUAUAUGGCAUCGCUAAUGAGGAUGCUGUAUACGAAUUCACUAAUAAGGACGCUGUAUAUGACAUUGCUAAUGAGGACACUGUACAAGACAUCUGUAAAAAAGAAGAUGCUGCCAAUGAGCCAUUGACAUUGGAGAAUGAUACGUACCCUGAAAUAACUCACUUCCUGAGGAAAAAGCGCCAUCUCCAGGAUUUGAUUGUGGAGAGCAUAUCUGAUGAUGGGGAUUUGUAGGACUUUAAAAAGCACUCAUGUUUCCAUCCUCACUGUUGACUCCUGGCUUAAAGGGAGCUCCUGGGGUGAGUGAGGAGGCGGGAUCGGACCCUGGCAGUCUAUCGGCAGCACCUGUGUUCCUCUGCACUGGGCCGUGGAUGACAUUACACACCUUGCUCGCUCAUUGGACAGGAUAGACUGGGAGCCCAGGCCUCAAGGUAAGGACGUGCUCUGUCACCUAGAGGUGCAGUGCUUGGGAAGGCCAACCUUGGAGGGUUGCCUGCCAGCUUUACAGUGACAGAGGUGUUGGGAGGGACUGACCACCAGUGCAUAAGGCUGUGCUUUGUUGGUGACAUAAAGGAUUGUUUCACAGAUUGUUGGGGAGGGACAAUCCCAAGGCCUCCCCUGGCCCUGGUGCUGGCUCUGCACAAAGGCAAUAAGAGAGGGAUGCUGGUAAGGGCUGACCUGUUGCUGUGCUGGGGAGGAAGGUGCUGGGCUGAAAUUCAGGAGGCUGAGGAUGCAGCAAUCCCAUAGGAGGUACGUGACCUUCAGGGUACAUUUUCUUCAUUGAUGAUCAAUGGAAAUGAGAAAUCACUGACUAUUUUUUCUAUCCUUGGAAUCUACUCUCCACUGCUCGUGCUGUUCCUGUCUUUUGGGGAAGAUGGAGGAUCAAUCAGUGUGCGCUGCACUGAGUGGAAGGAAGGAGAACUGUGACAAAAAUUAAGGAAGGAUGAGAGACGGACGGGAGGGCCCUUCAUCCAGCUGCUUGCAGAGUCCUCCUGAGGAGGAAAGCCCCGUGGCUCCCUGGCGAAGGAGCAGUGAGGGCUGCGUGACUCCCACAGUGAAGUGUGUGGUAUGUCUGAGGACACCCAGGCUGGUGGUCCAUGAGGAGCCAGUGGCAGAGUGAGAAGCAGAAAGGCCAGGAGGGUGGCUGGAAGCCAGGCUCUGAGUCAUUCUCCAUGUGAUGGAAACAGCCGGAGCCCAGUGGGCUUGGAGGUACAGGAUGCGGUGGCUGAUGACAGAACAAUGUGGAGAGAGGCGUCAUUUGUCAAAUCCUUACUUUGUUUUGGGCAUUGUGCUAAACGUGGCUCAUCCCAUUUAGGGGCUGAAAGUUGCAGAGGUUUAGGAAGCUCACCCACGAUACCGGAGCCCCCAUCUCCUGCCCUAGUGCCGUCCACCUUCUCACCCAGCCACCACCUGUUUCAGGGGAACACACAGAAGUGGUAACCUCUUAUGGAGAGCCACUCCCACGGUCCUGUGUGUUCCGGAUAUUUUAAAAUAAUGGCUAUAAGGUUGAGCACUUCAGGAUAUGCUGUUUUGCUGUGUGCAGAUGGAGGCAGUGGCUGGAGUGAAUGAACGGCAACACUUGCUGGCAACCGGCAGAAGCUGAGAGACAGGGAACAGGCUCUCCUCCAGAGCCUCCAGGAGCCAGGCCUUUGGACACCUUGAAUGUGGGCUUCUGGGAGACCAUGCGUUUCUGUUAUAAGCAGCCCAGUCUCUGGCAGUUUUUACGGCUGCCCCCGAACACUCAUCUAUACCUGUCUGACCAGGUCAAGCUCCAAGGAAGGGAUUCUCUACAUAUCUACAUUGUUUGCAGAUUUUACAAUAAUCAUUUAUUCUUGCAUGGCUGAUCAUUGUUAACCAAUACAAAUAAAAUAAUAAAGAAAUGACCCACAUUUUA